CUUUUAUUUUGGUGGGGCGGUGUGACGUCAUAAAUCUGCGUCGCGCUCCUGCGUCUGAGAUUCUGCUGAAGAAAGAGAAACUCCUGCUGAAGCGACGGAGAUCCUCGAGACACUGUUAUAAAGAUGGCUUUUAUUAAAGUCGAGAGCGAAGACAUGAAGAUUGAAGAAGCAUUUAGUGUCAAACAUGAAGAUACUGAGGAACAGACAGAGAUGGUGUUUAUUAAAGAGGAGAGGGAAGAGGUGACGAUUGAAGAACAUUUUCAAGUCAAACAUGAAGAUACUGAGGAAAUAACAGAGAUGGCGUUUAUGAAAGAGGAAAGGGAAGAGGUGACGAUUGAAGAAGAUUUUCAAGUCAAACGUGAAGAUACUGAGGAACUAACAGUACGCGAGGGAAAUUGUUUUGAAAACGUCCAAUGUGGAGAACGGGCAACCAGAGUGUUUCAACCAUAUAUGUUCGAGCCAGAGUCUGAUCCCGAAAAUCAAGACGAUGAACCGACUACACCUCAAAUACCAAGGAUGCUCCAGCCUGCGACAGCAUGGUGUACCUGUGAAAACUGUGCUGUUAUGCCAACGGAAAAAGAAAAUAAAUGCUGUUUGGAGAUUCCUGAGAUUGUUAGAAGGAUUAACCAGGUACCGGACACACUUACCUGCAUAACUCAUCACCCAGGCUUUGAACCGGUUUGCCUAAAUGUGUAUUCACUACAGAAUGCACUUAAUGUUUACAAAGCUGAUUAUGGCCGCUUGAAACUCAGAGGAAUAGAACAGCGUUACAGGCACUUGGCACACAGGAAUUUUGUGAGCUGGUGCUGGGGCUAUCUGAGCAGGACGAUCAGGGUGGUUAUCCCGUCUUGCGUUGUCCUGCGUAUAUGCCGAGAGUUUCCUGAUGCUGCAGGCAGCUGUGCUGGAUUCAGACCUCCCCUUGACUGAACCACGAUACAUGCCUUGCGAUGGCUUCUACCAUGGAGGGUCUGUCAUACUGGGCUGAGAGUGAUUUUGUGAAUCUCCUACAUGUAGGGAAGAAGUUCUGGGAUCACUUUUUCAAAAAGGAAGGUCAUCAGAUUAAUGACAUAGCCUGUAAAAAUAUAAUUGCACAAGUAACAUUACAAUUAAU
Messenger RNA from Sinocyclocheilus anshuiensis, 1111 nucleotides. Its product is annotated as P2X purinoceptor 7-like. The transcript has 6 exons. The record is from RefSeq and is a predicted model, not a curated record. Bases 124 to 927 code for a protein of 267 amino acids. NCBI's taxonomy places the organism in Eukaryota, Metazoa, Chordata, Actinopteri, Cypriniformes, Cyprinidae.